AUGCAGUUCCCGAGAUGGCAGAUAUUAUGGAAAGCAGUUUCAGCAUUUUUGGAAACUCGGCAAGUAGUUGCGUUACCAUUCUCCGGUAUUCCCUGGAGCUUAUUGAAGGAAAUCGUCCGCGAAAUGGUCGGGCCUUCCAAGUUUGAGGAACCUGGAGCAAAAACAGAACUUCCGUAUUUCACUGGACAAAGCAAAGCGGUUUUUAACAAAAUCAUCAACUCUUGGAAUGAUUUAGAAGUAUAUAGCCCAAAUCCUCGGUUGUCCAUGUUCGCAGAUGCCAUUGAAAGGGAGCGGGAUGCAUUUUAUAAAGGCGCUCAGGCCAGUCAGAUGAAUCUAAUGCAAAACCAUACCAUUGCUCGAAGUCUUGAAAAAGAAGUAACUGCUAAAGUUGAUAAGGCGCUGAAGUCUUUGUCUAAGGAAAACAUGGAUGCCAACUACUACGUGAAGACUGUAACCGUUCCCUACGAGCCAGGAUCUGGUGCUACUACUCUUUGCCGUAGGAUCCUUUGGAACAAAAGAGAGGAAUAUCGUUGCGCUGUGGUAAAAGCCAUAACACCUUCUACGGACUUUCAAAUUGACAACUUCCAGCGAAUUGCAUAUGACGAGAAGAAUUCAAACUAUUCACUUCCUGUACUUGUUCUUGUUGACAACUUUCCAGAGAACGAUGUACGUCAUUUGACAGAUCAAAUCAUGAAAAGAAGGGCAAAAUGUGUUGUGCUAACCACGCUGCCAAUCCUGAAAUCAGAAACUAAUACACAGUUUGAGAUAACACCCUUACGAAAGCUCAACGACACUGAAACGAGUCUUGUUAAGGACAUUUUGAUUAAUAUUAUGGGCGACAGCCAGAAAAGAAGGGAGGCUGAGGAAGUCCUGGAGAGAGAAAAAAGGUUCAUUUGGUUUGGUUUGGAACUUUUUGGACGAGACUACGUUAAAAUAGAAGAGAGGCUUCAAAAUCACAUUCAUAUUAUCCUAAUGGGUGAGUCACAGAGGAUGCAUAAAUCGGUCCUAGAAAUGUGUUGUUUCCUCAACAAAUACAGUGAUGGUUGUGUUAUCCUUCCUCACGCAGUUGCACUAGACUCUUUGCACGAUACAAGUGCUGACAAACAAAGCUCAGGGAUUAACGAAAUCCAUGAAGUAUUUGGAGGACUGCUCCUUGAGGAACAGAACGAAACCAAUGGAUAUUAUGGUUGGCGCCCCGCACAUCCUCUUGUUAGCGAUGUGGUUACAUCAGGGAUAAGUAUCGAAGGGACAGCUAUACGUUGUCUUGAACAAGCUUGCAGUGGAAAGGCAUACGUGAUGAAGUUUCUAAGACGUCAAAUUUUCCGACUGUAUCUAGAUCGAAAAAGAUUGUCCGAUCCUGUCUUCGUAGAAGACCAAGCCUUAGACGAUGGCGCAGUCGGUGCUGAUUUAGAGAACGAAGUCUUCGGGUUUCACGAUAAACGCACCCGGUAUUCGCCUGUCAUCGUGGACAUCAUGGAUAAAGAAGAAAACAUUGAAGGGGCUCUUAGGGUUCUUCUAACCAUCUGUGAGAAGGCCACACAAAUUGAGGAUAAGGCUUACGCGUGGCAACAGUUAGCACGAUUUAUAGGGUACGAAUUGCGUGCCAACGAAAUGGACGCAACCAACGAACUAAAUAAGCGACUUCACCACACUAUGACGGAAAUAAAACAAAUCAAGGUAACCAUACCACGAACCGGAAUCGAUAUUGCUGUCUCCCUUCAGCCCAGUUACACCAACCAUUACACCACCAAAGGUGUUCUUUACUUUCAUCAAUUAAGGGAUUUCAAGACCAAGACGCCUUUACUUCGAGCUCUUCCAGACGCCGUCGAAAUAUGCCGCAAAGCGUUGGGCGUAUACCAUAAAGCGCUCGAGACCUCACGUGAACCUAACCAUUUCUCAAUGAUUGGUAAGAUCCAAGCCAAUGUCUCCCUCCUGGAAAUUGUUAAGGAUCUACCCUGCUUUAACUCCGAUGAGGGAAAGUUUACGAUGUACUUAGAGAGAAGAACUGUUCCUCAUGAAUUAGAGAACGCUCUUUCCCCGGAAGACCGCGAUUACGUACAGAGACUUGGAACCACCACACUCGACUUAUUGAACGAGCUUUUCGGACAUGUGAAGCUUAAACAAACAACUACUUAUGAUGAAAAAGGGGGAAGGGGUCUUAACAAUGCAAAGAUUAGAGCUUCCAAUCUACGUCGAAAAUUUUAUGAGAUUACAGGAUUCGACAAAAAGGAGUUAAGCAGUGAUGACAACUCACUGCUCCUCUCCCUCUCACCAAAACAACCGCUUGCGGUUUAUCAGCAGAAAGUUCAAGACAUUCUCUUCAUGAAAGACGAAACACCUUACAGCGCAUGGUCAAACCUGACUGAUGGAGAAAUAAUCAAAAUCUACUUUCUGCUGAGGCCUCUUUGUCUUCGUGGGCAAGGAAGCUAUAAUGACAUGUUGAUUUGCUCCAAGGCAGGUCUUCAACUUAAAGAGAAACCUUCAGUUCAAGAGCUUGACAACAUCGUUAGCGAGUGGGUACGGAAGUAUCCAAAUUCAGAAUGGGCCCAUCUUUUCUACUAUAUGAUUCACUUUCCAAUCCCAAAUGCAUCUCUUGCACCUUGUAAUGCAGCAGCGAGGGAAUCUGUCAAAAAUUGUGGCAGGAUUGUUCGAGAAAAAGCAGGUUCAGGAUUUCGGAAAUCCGGUGCUGAGUACUUUCUUGGUAAAGGGAUUGGUCUCAACGCCAUUCUAAGUAGCCAGGAGUUUCGGUGGCUAGAAACCAAAUGGAAAACCAAGACGGAUUUUUGGCGAGGCAAGGAACCUUCUGAGAGGUUGGAACGCGUGCAAGGUCGGAAAGAGGUCGGCAGUAAAGGCAUUAUUUCGUACCAAGGAAUUCAACUGCACUUUGAUAACACACUUUAUCCCAACGAAAGCAAGGACGAUCUCUGGUUUUACGUUGGUUUCACACUCGCUGGGCCCUAUGCAUAUGAUCCAGUCGACAAGGACAAAUACACUAGUUUGAAAAGACAAAUAGGGAGUACCACACCUAUGACAACAUCCCAUCCAAUACCUGAAAGGUUUGACAACAGAGACAGAUGGAGCCUUCCUCGACACUUUGUUGCUGGCAAAAAAACGAACAAAACCUCAUCAGAUUUACCUCAAGGAAACAUCGGUGCCAUCCAAAGUGAGCGGACUUACACCCCUCCUGUUUCACGAACUCGAAGACAUGACAGAGAUUUUUAUCCCAAGGUAAGAUCCGAUGAUGUUUCGGAAUGGGGCACAGACGUCUCAGACUUACCACGCCACAUUAGCUCAUCAGAUGUCCCUGUUAAUUCUUAUUUGCCUGAGGCAAAACGAAACACAGACUGGAGUAUGUCAGCGUUCGCUUCGCGAAAGGAAGAGGCAAGUCAGCAGAAACAUUCUUUGGCAGCAAGAAGCCGAACUAAACAGGAACGAACUAAAUGGAAAUCGGUAAUAGGAACUAAGGGUCCAUCAGAGGCCAAA
Pocillopora meandrina is the source of this 3483-nucleotide messenger RNA. The record is from the annotation of a GenBank genome assembly. Lineage: Eukaryota; Metazoa; Cnidaria; Anthozoa; Scleractinia; Pocilloporidae.